GCAACUAGACAUCGAGUGACUGGGACUGGGUUCUUUGACCAGUCAGUAAUCUACGAUUCACGUCACCGCGUUGCCUCCAGUAUAAAUUGUGCCUCUGUCCGGCGAGUUCUCCCGUUCACCGCCAGCUCUACACCAUGACAGACAUCAGUUACGAGGAUCUAGUGGGGAAGGUGAAGGACAUGACGGUGGUGGACGUGAGGACCCGCGAUGAGGUGGUGCAGCAAGGUCAGCUGCCACACUCUCAUGUCCUGCCCGUGCAGGAGCUGGAGGAGGCUCUCAUGCUGUCGCAGGAGAGCUUCAAGGAAAAGUACGGGUUUCCUCUGCUGGAUACUUCCGACGAGAACCUGGUGAUUACUUGCAGGUCUGGCCGUCGGGUGGGAAUUGCCAACGACAUCCUUAAAGCCAAAGGAUUCACCAAACACAAGUUGUAUCGCGGAUCAUUCCUGGAGUGGACUGAGCGAGGCGGUCCUGUUGUGAAGCCGGGGCAACCCUACGAACCCAGUAAUUGAGCACUGAACGGCUGCUCUUGCUCUUCUCGGUGAGUCAGCGGGCUGGGCUGGAGUGGCUAAGACAACACAGUGUACACCUGUUGGACCUUGACAGAGGUUUGCUGUAGUUUGUAUAUGCUGUAGAAAUGCGUUCCAUGGAAACAUAUACCACAACAAAA
Messenger RNA from Scylla paramamosain (green mud crab), 667 nucleotides. Its product is annotated as rhodanese domain-containing protein CG4456-like. NCBI's taxonomy places the organism in Eukaryota, Metazoa, Arthropoda, Malacostraca, Decapoda, Portunidae. Bases 135 to 509 code for a protein of 124 amino acids. The record is from RefSeq and is a predicted model, not a curated record. The transcript is spliced from 4 exons.